This is a messenger RNA of Gadus morhua (Atlantic cod), 616 nucleotides long. RefSeq names its product cytosolic phospholipase A2 gamma-like. Gene Ontology annotation, molecular function: calcium ion binding; calcium-dependent phospholipid binding. Bases 85 to 507 code for a protein of 140 amino acids. Gene Ontology annotation, biological process: glycerophospholipid catabolic process. The transcript has 3 exons. Gene Ontology annotation, cellular component: nuclear envelope; cytosol; nucleoplasm. The record is from RefSeq and is a predicted model, not a curated record. NCBI's taxonomy places the organism in Eukaryota, Metazoa, Chordata, Actinopteri, Gadiformes, Gadidae.
UAAGCUCCACAUAUCGACCAAAGUCUUCUGACGAGUGAAACCACUCACUUUGAGGACGCCGGUUUGCUAGUCAACUCUCCCUACAUGAGUGCACUGAGAGCUGAGCGAGAAAUAGAUCUGAUCAUCUCCUUUGACUUCAGUGAAGGAAAUCCAAUGGAGACUUUGACUGAAACAGCUAAACAGUGUAAUGAUUUGGGCAUCUCCUUCCCAGCGAUCAGUUACACAAACAGCGACAAUAACUCUCCAAAGGGUUUCUAUGUGUUCAAGGGGGUGAAGGAAGCCCCCACUGUAAUCCACAUUCCCUUAUUCAACGUUGAAAACUGUGAGUGCGAUUUGGAGGCUUACAGAAAGAAGUAUCGCACAUUCCAGAAAGCUUACAGCCCAGAGAUGAUCGAGGAUCUGAUAAAGAAGGCCGGUGAAAACGUCUUAAACCACAAAGAGCGCCUGAUGAAGGAGAUCAAGGCCAUUGUCCAGCAGAAGCACCAAAACAGAUGUUGUUUACUCUAAUUACUUAAAUUGUUUUUCUGGAAAUUGAAGUGUGGUGAAAUAUGCCUUAAUCAAGGUACCUAGUAUAGAGUAACGAAUCGUAAACAAUCGUAGACAGACAUAGUAUAAU